Messenger RNA from Darwinula stevensoni, 1779 nucleotides. NCBI's taxonomy places the organism in Eukaryota, Metazoa, Arthropoda, Ostracoda, Podocopida, Darwinulidae. The record is from the annotation of a GenBank genome assembly.
AUGGCUACCCAUGGUGCAGCAGUGUCAAAUGUGAUGUUUGAGCACCUGGAGAAAAUUCAAGAGCAUGCAAAAUUUGAUAAAAUCUUGUUAGGACUGAGGAAAAGGAAAAUAAUUGGGAACACUGACUACAAUGAAUUGAUCAGGAAGGAACCAAGGCAGCAAGGGAUUUCCCUCGUGGAAACCAUAAGCAGGGGUGGAGAUAAUGCCUUUCUAGCGUUGUUGGAAUCCUUCUGCGAGAGCGGCGACAGUAACUUCGCCAAAACAUUGCUGGCGUCAUUGGAGAAGGAAGACAAGGAGUAUGCAACGAGUCUUCGCUCUGCCCUGGAUGAACGCCAAGAAUCAGCUUCCUCAUGUCCUGAGGAUUCUUCACGUAUCAUCUCCAAUCCAGAAAUAGAUGUUUCACCAAAUACUUCCGCUCCUCAAUUUCAGAUGCAGGCUAGCAGGAAGCGCAAGGCGUCGAGGAUACCAGGAGUUCAAGGAUCAGCAAGCAAGAAGGGCAAGGUGUCGUGGGAAUACGAAGUGAGCAAAGGAACGGCGCUGAUUUUCAGCAUCAAUAAGUUCCUAAAUGGGAAGAAACGGAAACUUAAGGAUCUACCUGGCUACAAAUAUGAUACGGAACGUCUGGAAAAAUUGUUGCCGAAACUAGGCAUCGACCUCUAUGGUGGCAAGAUACACGAGAACAAGAAAACCAAAGAGAUCGAAUCCAUCGUAAAGGAAGUUCAAAAUCACGUCUUCGAGGACCAGAGUUGUUUGGUGGUCAUCUUCAUGAGUCACGGAUUUGAAAAUGGGACCCUGUUCACUUACGAUGGUAUAAUCAAUCUUCAAGACCUAUGGCGGCCUUUCAUUCCUACGGAUUGCUCAUCACUCAAGAACAAACCUAAGCUGUUCUUCAUCCAGGCAUGCCGGGGUUCAAAGGACGACAUUCCUUGUAGCGUCGCUGAGAGAACUGACCUCGACUUGGAGGAUGCGAUUCCUCAUCAAGCGGAUCUCCUUAUAUCUCAAUCUACCGUUGAAGAGCACAAGUCCUGGCUGAAUCGUCACGAGGGUUCAUGGUAUAUCCAGACCUUGUGCGACGUUCUUGAGGAGCGUAAGGAUCAGGACUUGCUGCAUGUGCUGACGAUUGUGGGAGACCGGGUGGCUGCAAAUUUCGAGGCAAACAACGACAAAGGUCAAACAGUGAAACAAAUGCCAUCUUUUACUUCCACCCUCAGGAAGCUAUUCUACUUUCCCACUUCUUAGAAUCCCUUCCAGGACGCCUACAUUAUGCAAUGUACCAAAUCUUCCCGAUUCCGUACAAAUGACAUAACCCUUGUUUUCUAAAUAAUGUGACGGAUGAGGAUGGCAUCGAGAGGCACGACCGAAUGUCCCGGGAUCGGCGGUGUAGUGGUAGCACACCUGAUCGGCAAUCAGGAGGCCCGGGUUCAAGUCCUGGCCUUCCCUGGCUUUCUUUCGUCCUCUCAUGCCGUCCGUCUCCGAUUCCCCCUUCGUAACAAUGAUGUAAUUCCUUGAGAACGCCGUGAGUGUUGUUUAUUCGAAGUUUUGCAUGGAUAUUCAUCACAUGUUCGUUGUUAUCACUGAAAUCGAUUGAUUAUUCUUGAUUUGAUCUCCGCGUUGUAUUAUUGGCCAGUUUCAUACUGAGUAUAAAUUUGUCUUUAAUUCUCACUGCAUUUUAUUGCAAUGAGAAUUAAAGACAAGUGCUUAAGGAUAGCAAUCAGUGAAAGAGAGACAGAGAGCUUGGUCUUGGUUGAUUUUGCUUAGAUUCAAUCCAUAGGGUGGGCC